UUUAAGUUACUACCAUAAGCCUGCAGUGCAGGAGUGCACCUGGCACCUUACCGGUACGCCCCCAAGAAAGUCCGAGAAAGCCCACUCAACGGCUACGCAAGAUAUUCCGAGCUCCAGCUGUGUGUGUAAAAGCAUCACAUUGCGCCGGAUCUUCUCCUUCUGACCUAUGACUUCUCGAUUUCUACAACACCAUCGCAUUCCAUCAUCUUCCCACUGGUGGUCGACGGAAACCCAUUCAUUUGGAGUUGAUAGCUGUACCGAGUCUGGUACCUGAGUCUGCCCCGCCUCAACAAUUUUAGCUCCCUCUGCCCCUUUUUGACUUUGGGUCUGCGCGACCACAGCACCGCCGUCAUGGAUAUCGCCCUCGAGCUAUGCGAUACUUACUUCUUUGACCACCUCUACUCAGCCAUUCUGCCAGCGAAAUCUGCCAUAUACAGCUCGGAAGAUGGAUCAAACAAUGGUACUCUGUUACACCCGCGAUCGCGAUCAUCGUGGCAAUUUAAACCGGCUACCCAAUUCAUAUCUUUCCCACCCAGUGAAGCAGCCUACACAAGCGAAUGGAUGAGGGACAAUGUAUAUCGACAAUUCAUUUCUCUCAUGCUGGUAACUUGGUAAAUUCCCAAAUUUUUGGAAUGCGCCUCCAAGAACUUUUAACUAAUCCACUUUUCCAUAGGAUUGCCGGAGCAGCACUCUAUUUACUGGUGGCCAGCCUCUCCUACGUCUUCGUUUUCGAUAAGACCACCUUCAAACACCCCAAAUUCCUCAAGAACCAAAUUCGCCAAGAAAUCAAACAAUCAUGCAAUUCCAUGCCCUUCAUGGCUAUGCUCACCGCUCCUUUCUUCCUCGCUGAAGUUCUAGGCUACUCGAAACUAUACGACGCAUUCAGCGACGAGCCCUUCCGAUACUACAACUGGUUACAAUUUCCAUUCUUCAUCCUCUUCACUGACUGCCUCGUCUACUUCAUCCAUAGAGCUCUUCACCAUCCUUUGCUCUACAAAACUCUACACAAGCCCCACCACAAAUGGAUCAUGCCAACACCAUACGCCUCAAUUGCCUUCCAUCCUGUUGAUGGCUGGGCACAAUCUCUCCCAUACCAUAUUUUCCCUUUUCUGUUUCCUCUCCAGAAAUUCGCCUACCUCUGUCUGUUUUUCUUUGUCCAGGUUUGGACUGUUUUCAUCCACGAUGGAGAGUAUGUUGCCAAUAGCCCUAUUUUGAACGGUGCUGCAUGCCACACUAUGCAUCACCUCUAUUUCAACUACAACUAUGGACAAUACACCACUCUUUGGGAUCGAUUGGGAGGCAGCUAUCGCAAGCCAAACGAAGAAUUGUUCCGAAGAGAAAGUAAGAUGGGCCAAAAGGAGUGGGAGAGACAGGUAGCUGAGAUGGAGAAGUUGGUCAAGGAUGUUGAGGGCGAGGAUGAUCGUACAUACGGAUCAGAGGAGGUGGAACUGAGCACCAAGAAAGCCAAUUAGAUUUAUGGCAAUUAUGGUGACUUGAUCGAAAAAUUCCGAGGUCGUUUCUCGCUGAGGGAGCUUGGAGUAGGGUGGUAAACAAAAGCGCGGCACGGAAAUUGUGAAUAUUUUUGGACACAAUUGUACAAAAGGCAGGCAGCAAGCAGCACGAGAAAAACGAUUAGAAAGGGCGGGAAGUCCUGGGAGAAGCAGGGAAUUGGAGUCUUUGGGGGGAAUGAAGACGGUAAUAAUGUAUUGUACAGGUUUGAGG
Molecule: messenger RNA, 1722 nt
Organism: Hymenoscyphus albidus
Lineage: Eukaryota; Fungi; Ascomycota; Leotiomycetes; Helotiales; Helotiaceae
Source: the annotation of a GenBank genome assembly